Messenger RNA from Colletotrichum navitas, 894 nucleotides. Its product is annotated as cell wall protein PhiA. Lineage: Eukaryota; Fungi; Ascomycota; Sordariomycetes; Glomerellales; Glomerellaceae. The record is from RefSeq and is a predicted model, not a curated record. The coding region runs from base 137 to 748 and encodes 203 amino acids. The transcript has a single exon.
GUUGUGACACCUCUCACUCAUUCCAUCUUCGCCCUCAUCAACAGUCACUCAACUCUAAUACCGAUCUAAUAAUCAACCGACCACACCAGUCUUUACAUCCACACUCACUCGAACAACACCCAACCCUAUUACCAGUAUGCAGUUCACCAACGCCCUCGUUGCGGCCACCUUGGCCUCCGCCGUCUCUGGCGCCUCCAUCCCUUCGCAAGUCUACGCCCGUCAGAACGGAACGGCCAACAGCACGCUGCCCGCCUACUUCAAGCUCCAAGUCGUUGCCAUCGACACACCUCUCCACCUGCAGCACUUCCAGGCGGCCCAGAGCAGCAUCUUCGUCGGGCUCCCCAAGCAGAACGCCACCUGCGACAUCACCCCGGACCAGCCUACCGAGCAGGAGGCCACCUUCACCUUGGACUCUGAGGACAACGGACUCUACCUCUACGCCGCCUCGACGACGCCCCAGCAGCUCUUCGCCGACCUCUCCGGCAUGGGUCAGGGCAAGCUCGGCUACACCACCGGCGCACAGCCUGCCCCCCGCAACGCCCAGCGCACCGGCUGGGAGCUCGACGAGGCUGGCCACCUGAUGUUCGAUAACGCCGGCUUCACCGCCUGCCCCAACAGCAUCGAGGGCUCAUGGAGCGUCUGGGUUUACAACAGCAUUGACAACCCCGGCGGCAACAAGGACUGCGUCCGCAUCGCCGCCCGCCCCGUCGCGAUCCCCAAGCCCAACGGCUGCAGUUACACCUCCUAAGCGGGGGUGCAUAUCGUGCUUGACAACGAGCAACUCACCCUGUGAGAAUCGAUAGCGGUUAGACAAAAUAAUAACGGACCAAAAGGUGGGGGGAGGGCAUGACGGCCAGCCCCUGUGAUAUCUAUAUAAUGGCGGGGGGGAGGGGA